Messenger RNA from Sphaerodactylus townsendi, 2880 nucleotides. RefSeq names its product Rho guanine nucleotide exchange factor 1 (gene ARHGEF1). Gene Ontology annotation, cellular component: cytoplasm. The transcript has 27 exons. Gene Ontology annotation, molecular function: guanyl-nucleotide exchange factor activity; G protein-coupled receptor binding. Gene Ontology annotation, biological process: G protein-coupled receptor signaling pathway; intracellular signal transduction. The record is from RefSeq and is a predicted model, not a curated record. The coding region runs from base 349 to 2880 and encodes 843 amino acids. Lineage: Eukaryota; Metazoa; Chordata; Lepidosauria; Squamata; Sphaerodactylidae.
CGGCGGCGGCGGCCCCGAUCCCUCCUUCCGAGGCGCCCCGGCCGGCUUGCAAGCCAGCCGCAUUCCUCCGCACGGCGAGGGGAGGGCCUGGGGGUGGGAGGAGGAGGAGACCGGCGGGGAGGGAGCCGGAAAAUGCAAGCGGCUUCCUGCCACCCUCCCCGGUCCAACCCCUCCCCGGAGGCCGCCCUCUGCAACAGGAAACCGGGCCAGCCAGCCAGCCAGCCAGGCAGCCCGCGGCGUCCCGGGGCCCAGCGUCCGAGGGGGGGUCGAUCCAGCCCAGGUAUAUGUUAAGCCUGAUCUUGUGAACCCCUUGAACUAGCCGUAGGGGACUCCUCCCCAGGGGGAAGAAUGGAGCUGGAGGAAGCAUAUAAUGGGAGCCCAGCCCCAGGUGCCCAAAGCGGGUCAGCGAUUGCAAUCAUCGGUGCCGAAGAUGAGGACUUUGAAAACGACAUUGAGCCAAAUCCAGACAUGCAGAGCAGUUUGUUUCAGAGCCUGGAGAUCCUCAAGAAGCACCCCGCCUACCUGAUGGUGUUCCUGCACCAUGUGGCGCUCCAAUUCGACUCCAGCUCUGUGCUCUGUUACCUCCACGUGGACCUCAUCCGCCACCUGACGCCCAAGGAAGGGAGGAAGCAGUUUGUGGAGUUCUGCCACAAUUUCCUGGACAGGGCAGGGCUCUGCCACUUGAGUUCGCCUAACCUGGAUUCUCUUCCACCUACAGACCGAUCCCGGCCGGACCUUCUUCCGGAUGACCUGCAGAGGAAAUUCCUGCUGGACAUUCAGGCAUUCCAAGAACCGGAGAUCUCCCGGCAGCUGGAGGACUUCAGGGAGAAAAGGAAGAUGGGGAUGACCGCCGGGGAGCCGGAGCUCUCGGAGCUCGAAAGUUACCAGACCAAAGACAAAGGGAUCCGCGAGGCUAAGGAGAAGCAGCUGGCUGAGAUCCUGCUGGGACGGCUGGAAGAGAUGCACCUCACCAUUUCUUCCGACGAGGAGAAAAGCUCAGCCAUUUUCUCUGCCAUCGUGACGUACAUGAAGUACCUGGGGGUUAAGACCAAGGGAGCCGACAGCAAGAAGUCGAAGCCCAACUUCUUCCGCAAGAAGAUUUCGGGGACCAAGAAACCUGAGGAGACCCCCAAACCGAAAAAGGGUUUCAGCAUUCUCGACCCGGCCCGGUGGAACCGGGGUGACUCCCACUAUUCUGAUUACAGACAAUCCAAACCUGAGGGUGAAGCAGGUGAUAAGUCGCUCGCCGUAGACAAGAAAGGGUCCAAGGGAGCCGAGGGAAUCUCAGGACGAGGCAAGGGGACCUCAUCUGUAUUGGACCCUCCGGGAGUGUCUGUCAGUGUCCACCCGUCUGCGGGAGAAGGCACCGAUGGGGACCAGGGAUUGGACAAUCAGGGCCAAAUGGAUUCAGGGGACUCCCCUGUCAUGGAGCAACCCGUUGCUGGGGAACAGUCUGUGACAGAUGAUGGGACUGAAAACGAAAGAAGGCGAAAAAGGUUGGUGGUCCCCCGUCCCCUCACCCUUCACUCUUUGCAUGAAUUUCUUCCUCAGUUGCCCACGUGCACGCAUGUUCUUUUCCUGUCGGUCUCUGGGUGCCAACGUGCGGCAAUUCUUUGCCCCAACUCUGUGUGUUCUUGUGAUUGGUCUGUGGCCCUUCCCACAUUUCUGUGGCUCAUUUCGUCGUCCCCUCCCCCCCCCCCUGGUUUGUCCGACUCCACCCUCACUACGCUUGUCCAUUCGCUUCCGGUUGGUCCGCGUCCCCCUCUCCUGUCUGUGGCCCGGGGUCUGCCCGCUUUCCUCCUCGCCAGACUGACGGCAAAGCUGGGCCGCUCAGAGAGCCUGCGGGUUUACGAGCGGAAGCGGUCCCAGCGGGGCUCGGCCAAAGGCAAGCAGCUACGCUCGCGGAGCGAUGUGGACAUCGAGGCCGCGGCCCGGGCCAACGAGCUGGAGGAGAAGUCGUCCCUAGAUCAGGCUCGGCGCAAGCCGGGGAGCGGCAAUUUGGAGCCAGGGGGGGCUGGGGGAGGGGAGCCCCCACCGUCCUUUCUGCUUCCCCAGUCUGAGGAGAAUGAGCCGCGCGUUUCGGAACUGGAGCUCGAGCCGCCGAACUGGCGGGAGCUCAUCGCCCCCGAUACCCUUCUCAGGCUGAAGAAAAGUGAAGUGAAGCGGCAAGAGGUGAUCAACGAGUUGUUCAUCACUGAGCACGCCCAUGUGCGAAUGCUGCGGGUGCUGCUGGAGGUCUUCUACCAACCCAUGCUGACAGAAGGCUUCUUCGAUGCAACGGAGCUGCAGAGUAUCUUCCCUGCCUUGGAAGACUUGGUUGAUGAACACAAACUGUUUUUAGAAAAACUGAAGAAACUCAGGGAGGAAAACCCACUGGUUUCAGAGAUCGGAGAUACCCUGCUGGCUCGGUUUCACUUGCCGGAUGGGAGCUGGUUCCAGAAGAUCUCCGCCCGCUUCUGCAGCCGCCAAUCAUUGGCCCUUGAACAGCUGAAAGCGAAACAGAAGAAAGAACCCCGUUUCAACCAGUUCAUCCAGGAGGCGGAAAGUCAGCCUCGGUGCAGGCGGCUGCAACUGAAGGACAUCAUCCCUAUCGAGAUGCAGAGGCUGACCAAAUAUCCGCUGCUGCUUCACAACAUUGCCCAGUGCACUGAGGAGAAGGAAGAACGCGAAAAGGUCCAGAAGGCAGCCAACUGCUGCAGAGAAAUCCUCAACGAGGUCAACAAGGCCGUGCGUGAGACGGAGAAUUUUCUGAAACUCAAAGAUUACCAGCGUCGCUUGGAUCUUUCCAAUCUGAAGCAAAGCACCGAUCCGCUGCUCAGCGAAUUUCGGAACACUGACAUCAGCAGAUGGAGUCACCUUGGAAAAGGGGAUGACGUGUAG